This is a messenger RNA of Helicoverpa armigera (cotton bollworm), 1772 nucleotides long. RefSeq names its product calreticulin (gene Crt). The transcript is spliced from 7 exons. Gene Ontology annotation, biological process: protein folding. The record is from RefSeq and is a predicted model, not a curated record. The coding region runs from base 75 to 1274 and encodes 399 amino acids. Gene Ontology annotation, cellular component: endoplasmic reticulum membrane; endoplasmic reticulum. NCBI's taxonomy places the organism in Eukaryota, Metazoa, Arthropoda, Insecta, Lepidoptera, Noctuidae. Gene Ontology annotation, molecular function: calcium ion binding.
AUAGAGAAUUCGCCAAUUUUUGAAGUUAUUCGUGGCCAGUCCUUUGAGCGUCGAGGUGGUUGUGUGAAUCAAAAAUGAAGUCUUUAGUGCUAGCUCUUGUCAGUUUACUGGCAAUUUCAUUAGUAAAUUGUGAAGUGUUUUUCGAGGAGAAGUUCCCCGAUGACUCAUGGGAAUCCAACUGGGUUUACAGUGAACAUCCCGGCAAAGAAUUCGGCAAAUUCAAGCUGACUGCUGGAAAGUUCUAUAACAAUCCGGAGGAAGAUAAAGGUCUGCAAACGUCUGAGGACGCGAGGUUCUACGCUCUGUCGCGCAAGUUCAAGCCUUUCAGCAACGAAGGCAAGCCCCUGGUUGUGCAGUUCUCAGUAAAACAUGAACAGGACAUUGACUGCGGAGGUGGUUACCUCAAGGUCUUCGACUGCAAGUUGGAGCAGACUGACAUGCAUGGAGAGACCCCCUACGAAAUUAUGUUUGGCCCUGACAUCUGCGGUCCUGGUACCAAGAAGGUGCACGUGAUCUUCAGCUACAAAGGCAAGAACCAUCUGAUCAAGAAAGACAUCCGUUGCAAGGAUGAUGUGUACACUCACUUGUACACUCUGAUCGUCAAGCCUGACAACACCUACGAGGUGCUCAUUGACAACGAGAAGGUCGAGUCUGGAGAUUUGGAGGCUGACUGGGACUUCCUUCCCCCCAAGAAGAUCAAGGACCCAGAAGCCAAGAAACCCGAAGACUGGGACGAGAGGCCCACCAUCCCCGACCCUGAGGACAAGAAACCCGAAGACUGGGACAAACCUGAGCACAUUCCCGACCCUGAUGCCACCAAGCCUGAGGACUGGGAUGAUGAGAUGGACGGCGAGUGGGAACCUCCCAUGAUUGACAACCCCGACUACAAGGGCGUUUGGGCACCUAAGCAGAUCGACAACCCUGCCUACAAGGGCCCAUGGGUGCACCCAGAGAUCGACAACCCCGAGUACACAUCAGACCCCAACCUGUACAAGCGCGACGAACUCUGCGCCGUCGGUCUCGACCUCUGGCAGGUCAAGUCUGGCACCAUCUUCGACAACUUCCUCAUCGGAGACAGCAUCGAGGAGGCCGCCGAACGAGGCGAGGCCCUCAAGAAGAGGCUAGAAGGUGAAAAGAAGAUGAAGAGUGAGCAGGAUGAGGUCGAGAGGGAGAAGGAGAAGGCGGAGAAGCCUGAUGAUGAAGAUCUCGAUGAUGAAGAUCUGGAUGACGAGGCUGGUGAUGCCGCGCCUGUGGAGGACCACGAUGAGCUGUAAACUGUGUCGUUGUGUGUGUAAAGACAUUAGUAUCGUCGGGUACAACGUGAGUGUGUCGCGCGGGUGCGUGAGCGCAAGUUCUAGUUCCAAAAACUUGAAGAACCUUAGUUCGUCUAGUGCGUUAUAGUGUGUUCUGUUCCAGUCUCUAUCAAAUAUGUAUGAUAACAUGCUGUAUUUAAUUCAUAAUCAUACUUAUCUUACAAUGCGUGUGCUAGCUCGAAAUAUUCCAAGUUGGGGUUGAAUAUUUAUUUUCGCGGACCCAACGAACCGUUUUAUUUUGUAUAAAGGUUGAAAUCACGCUCAGUUUUUAUUGUAUUAAUGUUAAUACGGCACUGUGUGUCGUCGAGUGCAGGGAUUUAUUGUACACUGUUAGUUGCUCUAGCCUAAAUUUUUUGUAAGAAUUUUGACUAAUAUUGUAGAAUAAAUCUGUGAGUGAAAGUUUCUCAUUUAUGUUGUGAAACGAGUCUGAUUAAAAUUAAUAUAUUAAAUUAAAAUUUA